UACAUAUGAAAUCUAAACUUAUCAAAUUCUAUAAUCUACUGGUAUUCGUGGUCUUAAGUUGUGAAAACAAAAAAAAAGUUCACGUCGUAUUUUUAAUUACAAACUGAAACAUAGCGAUCAAUACAGUGACCCUAAAUUUCACAACUUAAGACCACAAACACCAGUAGAUUAUAGAAUUUGAUAAGUUUAGAUUUCAUAUGUAAUUUUAAUUUCUUUGGCUUUAGAUGUAUUUCUUUUCACAUUUCUGAUAGAUGUUUACUAAUUUGUAUUAUUGUUAAGUACAUUUCUUAUUAUUUUGCCAUUGAUAAAAGCCGAAACGUUUGGCUAUUAUUAAAAUCUAUGGUUAAUAUAAGCAAUUUACCUUUAAUUCGUGUACACGAUCCGUAAAAGCAGCAACUAUGAAUAAUAAUAAAAAAUAAUUACCAAUCAGGAGAAGAAAUAUUUUCUACAAUAAUAAGAAACAUUUUUCUCCCUGUUUUAGCAUCGGUGGAUUCAACUGGUUCCGAACCAACAUAUUUAAUUUGGGAUAAAAAUGAUGAUGCCGAUCUUCGUUUUGUUACGUCAGCGUCUAACAUUCGUGCAUAUAUCUUUGGUAUUGCUCUCACAUCCAAAUUUGAUGUUAAAUCAAUGGCCGGUAAUAUUAUUCCGGCUGUAGCAACAACAAAUGCCAUUGUUGCUGGUAUUACCGUUUUGCAAGCAAUAAAAACUUUGGCAGUAUUAACCACGGACCAUCAUUUAACAUCGAUUCAGCAUUUAUCAAAUGUUUUUGUUUCAACUGAUCGUUCAUCAGGUGCAAUUAUCCAACGAAUACCAUUAGAGGAACCGAAUGAACAUUGUUUACAGUGCAAUGAACAAGGAAAACCGGUACGAGUACGUUUAAAUAUGUCAUUGUUUACACUACAAUCGUUAGAAGAUAAAUUAAUUAAAAAACAUUUAAAAAUGUUCAAACCGGAUGUGUUCAUAUCAGACGGACGAAUAUUAAUAUCGGCGGAUGAUGAUACUGACGACGAUCAGAAUGAAAUGAAAUCAAAAACAUUAGACAAAUUUAAAUUAUUAAAUGGAACAAUUUUGACAUGUGAAGAAGAAUGUGAAGAUGAAACUAAAUUCAAAAUAAGAUUGAUGUUAGAACAUUCUGAUACAAUCACAGAUAAAGAUGAUUAUGUGAUCGUUGAUGAUCAAGUAAUUAAAGAAAUUGAACAGAUUCAACAGCCUAAAACGAGUUUAAAACGAAAACUAUCACAGUACAAAGAUGACAAUAAUGAUGAUAUUCUUCCGUUGGAAGAUGAAGGAGAAAUAAUUAAAAAAGCAAAACCAUUAACAGCAUCGAAUCAACAUAAUGGAACAUCGCCAACAGCUAAAAUACAAACAGAUUAUCGACCACCAACGACAGAAUUUAUUAUUGUCGUUGAUGAUGAAGAUGAUAAUAUUGAGGAAACAAAAACAACAAAUGGCGAAUUACAUUCAAAAUAUGAGGAUGAAAAUGAGAAUAAAAGAAAUUAUGAUAUUAUCAAUAAAAAAAUGAUGAAAAUGAAAUAUUAUAGAAGUGAAAACGGAAUAAAUAAUAGUAGUGAUACAUGUGUGGUGUUAGAUGAUGAUUCUGUUAUGACUACGGAAAAUAAUACGGAUGAUAGUGAAUGUUGUAUUGAUAUAUCGGAUGAUUGA
Molecule: messenger RNA, 1662 nt
Organism: Didymodactylos carnosus
Lineage: Eukaryota; Metazoa; Rotifera; Eurotatoria; Philodinida; Philodinidae
Source: the annotation of a GenBank genome assembly